This is a messenger RNA of Osmia lignaria (orchard mason bee), 3090 nucleotides long. Lineage: Eukaryota; Metazoa; Arthropoda; Insecta; Hymenoptera; Megachilidae. The record is from RefSeq and is a predicted model, not a curated record.
UCAUGCGCGGAAAUAGUAAAUCCUAUUGGUCAGUUCAUAUUUAAAAUAAAUAUUUUGAAUUUCAACUGAAACGCUUCAUGCUCUUAUAAUGCAUGUACAAAAUAUCAGUGUCAAAAUAAAAUGUUCUUUGAUAUUGCUCCUUUAUCUUCUUAUUGGUGAAAUAUCUAAUACAAUGCAAGAUCUUGACUGUGAUCUUGGAUUAAAAAAUGAUAAUUUGUGUCCUAUUGAUGGUGGUUGGACUUCUUGGAGUUCUUGGGGCCUUUGCACUGGAAAAUGUGGAUUUAAAGGCAAAAGAACCAGACACCGCAUUUGCAAUAAUCCUUUACCUUCAAAUGAUGGAGCUCCAUGUAUUGGUCCUAGUUAUCAAACUGAAAAUUGUCAAAUUAUUGGUUGCAGAAUGAAUGAUUAUGAAGAAGUUGUAAGCAAUCAUCCUAUACGUAAGAAAGAAAUGGAAAUUGUGAAAAACGUUCACAAAAGAUUACCUGCUUUGAUUGAACUGUGUUUCUUUGUUGAUUGUACAUUCUUCAUUGUAGAAAAAAUUCUUGGAAGCAGCGCGAUGCUUUAUUGGAAUGCUAUGAAUUGUGUCAAAUACAAUGUUGGAUGUCCAAGGCCUGGAGGUUGGAGUACUUGGGAAGCUUGGUCACCAUGUACUGCAAUUUGUGGCAGGGGUCAGAAAUAUCGUACACGAAAUUGUAAUAGCCCAGUACCUUCAAAUUCUGAACUAAUGUGUAAUAAUUCAGCAUUUGAAGUGAAAAGUUGCAUGGGACUUAAUUGCCAAACACAUCCAGCAGGAACUUGGAUUAAUUGGAGUGGAUGGAGUGCAUGCAGUGUAGAAUGUGGUAAUGGUAUUCAAGUAAGAAAACGUUCAUGUUCAGAGAUACAAAAUAUACAAGGAAGUUCGUGUAAAGGUUCAACUGAAGAAAUAAAGGGUUGUUCAAUCAAUAAGUGUUCCAGUAAGAAAAUUAUUUUACACGAGAUAAAAUUCAUUUCUUCAUUGAAGUUAUGUAUAAUGUUCUCAUCAGUAAAUGGAAUCUGGUCAUCAUGGACAGUAUGGACAGCUUGCACCUCAAGCUGUGGAAUAGGUACACAAUUAAGAAAUCGAAUGUGCAAUAAUCCUUCUCCAAGUGGUAAUGGAACAUCUUGUUCUGGUUCUGCUUCUGAAGUUCGUCAAUGUUUUUCUAAGCCAUGUUCAGUUAGAUCACAUGAAGUAGCGUAUUUCACAGAGAAAAGCAGUCUUCUUUACAAUGUAAAUGGGAAACAUUCGCGUUUACUUCAUUUAUAUGUAAGAUUUUUACCACUUUCACCUUUUGGUGUGAUCAUUUAUCGAUUUGAAAACAAUUGUAAGGGAUCAAUGUGUGAUUUUGUAAAACUGUUUUUGCACAAUGGAAAAAUAAUACUUUUGUCUAAAAUUUCUGGUUGUACUUUGGGUUUGGUUCAUGAACAUAAAUUGGAGAUUGGACAAUGGUAUGUAGUAUUAAUUGCAAUUUAUGGAACACGUGGUAUGUUACGUAUUAACGAUAAUCGUCAUGAAAUUGCCACUUUUUCAUGUAUUCCAAUGUCAUAUAAUCUGGAUCAUGCUAUGAAAGUAGGAGAAUUUCAUGGUCAACUUCAAGAAAUUGCAAUUAAUUUUGCACCUGUUCAAUUCCAUGCAUCCAAAGAUAAGUAUGAUCAAAAGCAUGCAAAUACUCCAUUCAGUAGCAACAAUGUACAAUAUUUAAUGGGAGAUGAUGAUGAGGGUUUUCUUUAUAUUGGUUUAACAGAUUCAGUUGCUAUACCAUCUCCAAAAGGUUUGGAAUUUUGGCAAAUUACACUUGUUAUAAAGACAGAAGAUAUAAAUGGCAUCAUAGCAAUUAUAUCAGAUAGUUUUUUGAACAAGUGUAUUCUACUACUAUUAGAUGAAGGAAGAGUAAAAUUGAAAUUUCAUCAUGGAGUAAAUCAUGUUGCAACUGAAAGUCCAGAACAUAUCUUAAUAAGAGAAUGGUUUGAAAUAAUAGUUGUUCAAGAUGGUAAAAAUUUGUACAUGCAAAUCAAUGGCAAUGAAAAAAAAUAUGUACCUGUAAUGUCAGAAGGAAUGAUUAUAACAUCUGUACCCAAUGUGUUCCUAGGAGCUAUACGCGAUGAAAUGAGGGAAAAAAUAUGUCCCAGCUGUGUAGAGAUACCACAAAUGAGUUUUACUCUUGGCUCCCUUAAUAUAGAUGGAAAUCAAAUUGAUCUCCUGUCGUUAGCAGUUUUUGGAACAACAAGCAAACGUUUUUCAAGUCGCACUAUUAGUACAUCCGAUUAUUAUGAAGAAAUACCAUUACUAUUAGGCCAAGAACUUAAAUUAUCAUGUUUCUAUAAUAAAAUUCCUUAUGAAAAAGGGCACUUAUCUUCUAAACGAAUAUAUGUCGUGUGGUUAUUAAUGGAUAAGCUAUUACAAUCUUAUGAAAGCGAUGACUUUUUUCGUCUGAAAGAUGAUGGACGUGUCAGUACAAUUAGCAUUGUAAGUUACUCAACUCGUGAAGCAAUUGAAAAUUUUUAUUCAUGUCAUUCAUAUCAUAGGAGUAAAUUGAAUAAAACUUCAAAUCAGAUUUUCUUCACUUUCGGAAUUACUGCAAUAGAUAAAAGUGAAGAAUUUGAAACUGUAUUCUGGAAAGAAUGGAAUUUUAUUUAUGAAACCACAAUUGUAUGUUUCAUACUGACGAUUCUUUGGUGUUUGUUGGAAAUAAUCCAAGAUGCUAAAAACGGAUAUGGUUUUUAUAGACUUCCACAAACACCUAACAAUAACUAUAAUUCUAUUAUAAAGUUUGUUUCAUCCAAAAGUGGAGUAACUUUACUUGGUAGUGAACAAGCUGCAAAUGAAAUAUUAUCAAAAAUUAUAGAAAAUAAUUAAAUUUGUUAGUACUAUGGAAAUACUACGGCGGAUUUAUAAUUUGAGUUGUAACAUUAAACAUCACUAUUUUUAUUAUAAUAACGCAUUUGAAAAGAAAUAUAAAUUUAUAAUAGCAAUGUGAAACGAUACGAUCCUUAUAGACAAAUACUUAAAACAGUGUAAAUCAAAAUUUAAACAAAUAUUGAUUUACAAUGAUGGCAGCUUAUAUUUAAAAACAA